Molecule: messenger RNA, 1269 nt
Organism: Dentiscutata erythropus
Lineage: Eukaryota; Fungi; Glomeromycota; Glomeromycetes; Diversisporales; Gigasporaceae
Source: the annotation of a GenBank genome assembly
ACAUUGGUUGCUAGAUAUGAACCACGUGAUUAUGAUUCAAGUGAUGAAUCUUCGGAUCUUCAAAGUACUUCAGACUUAGAACUACCAAGUAAAAUAUGUGAUAUUAUUAAUGAUGAUAAUUGGUGGAGGCAAAUAAAAAAUUUAAAGUCUUUCCAAUUACGUGGAAUUCUUACUCAAAAUUGCAGAGCUCAAGAAUUGAAUAAAUUAAAACAGCUUUAUGAAUCAACUUCAAUGACAUUUUUACUUAACCCUUCCAAAAAUGCACCAAGUACUUCAACAGUCCAAGAUGCUGAUAAUGAAAGCGAUUAUAUUGAUGAAAGCGAUUAUGUUGAUGAUACUGAUAGAGAUGACGAUGAUAUUAUCUUAUGGUCAUCGGAUAAAGAUGAUUUAGAUGAAAGUGAUUUAUCAUAUUUAGAAUCAAAUAAUAUAAAUAAAUUACAAGAAUAUCCAGCAGAUCGCACAGCAAAGUGGCCAUUAAAUAGGAAUCAGAAAGAAGAUAAUAUAAGCAACUACUAUCCAGGAAAAAUUAAUGUAAGGGAACUAACUCACAACAGAACCAACAAUUUUACCUACCCAAGAAAAUUUAGCAGCUCAACGAGCCAAAUUAGAAGAGUUGAAGUUUUCCGAGCUAUUGCUCAAGAAUACUUUCUUGAAGACUCUGAUGAGGAAUUGGAAAUUAUCCCUUGGAAGAAUAAUACUGCUAAGUGGAUUGAAGAAGAACAUGAAAAUGAGAUGUCAAAUAGUGAUGAAUAUAUAAACUAUGAAUGGAAAGAAGAACUUACCAAUAAUGAAAUUGAAAGAGAAAGGUGUUACCACAACCUCCUAACCAAAUUAGCUCUAGAAAUCAGAAUUGAGAUAGCCUGGUUGAUUGUAAAUGGGUACCAGAAUGAGCCUACAAAUAGCAAUAAUACUGAAAGUGAAUUACAAUCUACUGACUUGGACAAAGCUUACUUAGUCGAUAUACCCCAAUGGGGUGAGACUACCAAAAGACUGAAAUUCGAAGACAGUAGUGAUGAUGGAUAUGAGAAUACGGGCUAUGGCUAUUAUAACCUGCAUCUAGAUUCCAAUCAUUACGAAGAACCAUUUCCUGAAUUUACUACUAACCUAGAAGGCUCAGAAUGGCUACCGGAAUUUGAUGACUACAUUAAUUGGGACUACAAUAACUCAUAUAAGGAUGGUCAGGAUGGAAUGAGGCGAGUUGUGGGGCUCCAUUCAGAAGAAAACACCGAAGUACCAAGUAAAAACGUUGAGGUCCUAAUUGACGCCUAA